GUCACAGAGCAGGAUCAGCCCAGCCUGCAAUCGCCCACAAGGUGUCUGUGGGACAACAGAGACGAGCCUCUAUGCCAGGUCAGAACGUCAAUCGCCCCGCCCCUAACACGCCCACCUCGCCGCGCCGCUCCUCCAAUGUGGUCCCGCCCCACGCACGCUCCACCUCUCCACAGUCCCGUAGCAAGAGCCCCACCCUCGUCAUAUCCCGACAGAUGCCCCUCAAAAGUGGAGGACGAGGGGGAGGGGUCACCGGGCAGGGGGCGGGCUCUUCGCUGUCGUCUGGGAACGCCCAGGGUGGACGUACCACGCCCUCUCAGUUAUCGUCUCAUGGCAAUUCUUCUAACUCGCCCGGGAACUACAACCAAAGCUCUCUGUCUAGUCAGCAAGCCAGGUGCAAGUCCCCAAGCCCCUCCCGGAUGAGAAGCCCCUCCCCACGGACCACACCUCAGAGCGCCACGUCACGCCCUUCAGUUCUGAGAACGUCGUCCAGCUCUUCGCUGCUGAAGGGAAUAGGGCACGGUCAUGAGGGCAAAACAUCCGCUUUAAGAAGAGGAGACAAGGGAACUUUCAACAGCGAUAUUGAAGAUGAAAUGGAAGGAGACGAAGAAGGCAACCACAGAUUCUUAGCUAUUGAGAACGGACACUGGUCUGAGCCGGUGGCUGACCAGCGCAGUCCACGCCACCAGCAGUACGAUACACAGAGCGAGCUGGGCCAGGGGUCUGUCUCGUUUGACGAGCGCGCAGAGUUUCCCGCCGACGCUCGUUCUGCUCCUGAUACAGAAGGACAAGAGGGCGGCGGUAAGGCCAACGUGAGCAUGGACAAGAUCAGCACCAUGACACUGCGAGAGUUCAAGUCACUGCUCAACUCUGCCCUCACCGUGCCAGAGCAAGAGCAGCAGCAACAAAAUGGCGAGGUCUCUUCUCAGACCCGCAUCGGCGCCAGCAACUUGAACGGUGGAGGUGAACCCGUAAACAGACAACUCAACUGGGAUUCCCUGAGGGAUAAAGCACGUUCUGUUAGAGAUUCGAUUUCAUCUAGCGUAAACGCCAGAAAAGGAAGCAGUGGUGGAGGAGGAGUUGUAGACAGCAGUGCGGGAAGGCGGAGUUUACCGCAGUCACCUAUGGACGACAAGCCACGCCCUUUGCCUGGGGACCGCCCAAAGACCCCGGUAGCUUUGAGGAGGAAUGCAAACAACUCUACCCCUAGCACACCCCCUCGGCCCAAGACGCCCACGUCUUCCGUGUCAAGGCCAAAAACGCCGACGUCAAGUGGUGGUUACAGACCAAAAACUCCUAGUAGUUUAGACCGCGAUGGAGGGGAGAGAGAGGAGUACAAAAUGUCGCGGCCAAAGACACCUAGCCAGAUGAAACGUGACGCAGUAGCUAAAGUGGCUGGAGCCAUUUCCAACUGGGUGGAAUCCAGACAAGAAAUAGACUCCGGCUCCACUCAUAACCGCCCCAAGACUCCUACGAGGCCAAAGACACCUGUAGGGUCCAAGUCCUAUGCGCCUCGCUGUCGGUCAAGAGCUGGGAUGGAUGAAGAGGACGUUGAUGACGAUGAAGACGACGACGACGACAAUGACGAAAUUGUUGGUGUUCUUGCCAACCCUCACAUGCAGUCAUUGGCAUCGACUGUGAAAGAGAGGCCGGCCACUCCAAGCCGCAUCCCCAAACCGUGCUUCACUCCACGCCCCGUCACACCAAAAGUCUCAUCGACCACUGACGUCACUCAAGAUGGGAUGGGCAAUGGCGGAGGGCAAUUUUCACAAUCUCACUUCACACCGUCGUCUUCCUCUUCAGCCAAUCAGCUUCUCUCCUCUUCCUCAUCCUCCACUUCCUCCACUCCCGCUGCGUCAUCUCAGUGCCAUCAGAAGAUUUCGCCGUCCACGACGCGUCCGGCAUUUAUCUCCCGGUCCAACAGCAACUCGUCGAGUGUGCGGUCAUCCGAGGACGCCCCUCCUUCCUCGGCCUACAUCCACCCCGAGGACAGGUCUUUCGCUGUUUCCUCUCUCUCAAAAUCUUCGCAAAACAAACCCGUAAAUGUUAUCUCUCGCAAAUGCCAACCAACGAAUGGAUUCAACAACACCAGCAAUAGCAGCAACCAGAAUGUCAACAGCAAGACCUCGCCGGCUAAGUCUUACCGGGACCUGCACGCAGUCCGCCGAUCUGUUACUCCUGGUCCGUACAACUCCAAGAAACCGCAGCCAGCGAGGUCCGUUACUCCGGGCCCUUACGAGAGGCGCACGAUGGCUGAGAGAGCCUCUACCCGACCAGCGCAUGACGAACUCAACUCUCGGCGUCGCGGUUCCCUAACUAACCCGGCUCCUAUUUUGAAAUCUGGCCCAGGAAAACGUUCCUCAUCUGCUGCCCCCAUGCGCCGCGCAUCUAGCACCGCCAACAUUGACCAACAACAGAUGUUACUGACCAAUGAAAUCACUUUUUCGGAUGACGAAGAGAUAAACGAGCUGGUGAUGAAUGCGGCAAAGAUGAAGGCCGCUCAAGCCUUGGAGAAACGCGAAAGAUCUUCUAGUGUUGACGCCAGGAAACUGGCUCAUCAGAACGGGCAAGAUGAGAAAGAUGGAGAAGUGCUGAUGGUGCGACGGGACAGUUCGGGUCACCACGGUGUACAGGUCAUGAAGCAGAACGAGAUGAGAUACGACUCGACCACCCGUGUUAACGUGGUGAAGCGACCACCGUCCAGAGGGAGCUCUACAGACCGAGCCAAUAGCACGGCAUCAAGUGCGGCUCGGUUCCGGUCUCAGACGCCCGAUCCGUCUAUGUUCAGACAAAAGAUGGGUGUGAGCAAAGCGAAAGAGAGCUCCGAUGCGGAUAUGAAUCGGACAGAGGCUUGGGUGGACUCGACUCUCUCUGAUCCCAAAAGGAAACCCCCAACAAGAGCCAAACGCGGCAAAGUCGUCGGCAAGGAGAUCCCAGCCAGCGAGUUGGUGCCACGUCCCCUUGAGGAGAUCAAAGCUAUUCUGACAGAGCCGCAGAAUGGCCUGUCUCACUUGGACACCUGCAAACUGGACGCUCCCCCCGAGGACCCAGAAAUGUACCGAAAGAUGGAGAGGUUGUUUGAGAAGUAUAGAGAGAUGGAGCUACGGGCAUCAGUCAAUGACACGCCUGGUGGCGGACCUGCAGAGGCAAAGAGCAAACCAGGGGAUGGUAACUCUGUCAAAGCGGGUAGUCAGAGAUCAACCAACGCUUCAUCUCGAUCAACCCCGUCCGUUGCUUCCUUAAAGACGUCGACCGGCUCUCAUUCCUCGUCCUCUGGCAUAUCUGCAAACACUCCUCCUUCAAACGGUCACGGUGUUGCCUCACAACCUCCUAGUGUCAAGUCGUCAUCCAGUGAUGAUCAGAAUCGAUUUCGAAGAUCUUCCAGCGUCCCAGGAUCAUUCCAGCAGCAGCUACAUCACCGGGCCAAAAAUACGUCGUCCAACAACGGCUCUGCCGCCUCUACUCCUGGCCACGAGACCAGGGAGUUUCCCCAUGGAGACGGUGAAGAGUUCCCGCGGAGGAGACCGCCUAGUCGACAAGGCUCUGACGUCGGCUCAUCUACGGAAAGCAAGGGCCGUAAGGCUUCUUCUCUAAAAGACAUUGACACGGAGGUGGCUAAAGACCCAACAGCUUUGAUUUCAAAGAUUAAAGAAAUCCUCCGCGUGCGUCCUCGAAAGGACGAGAACUCUAAGGUGCCAACACGAAUCCCUGCCCCAGCAGCACUGAGCAAGAAAACACGCUCCAAAUCGGUGUCAAACCUGUUCUCGUCGGAGGGCGUGCCAAGGCGUGAGAGUGCUGGCAGCAGCUGUGGGUUCGGUCGGGAGCUGAGCUUGAGACAAAGCAACGGCUCCGAUGAAUUGGUGGACGACCAUGACAGUUUGGGCGUUGACGUAGCCAACCGGCUGAACCGCUCGAGCCGAGCCAACAGCACAUCCAGCGGCAACAUUGCCUACUCAGAGUUUGUGUUCACCGACGAAAAGGCGGACGAGGUGGGCGAGCUCACACGGGCCUGGUCCGUACAAUCAGACUCCAGCGACGGGAACAACCGCUCCGAGACGCCCGUGCCAAAAUUAGCCACGCCCCUCACGACGGGACGGUCCACUUUUAUCAACAGAAAGGGAGACCAUCUGACCAGAGGGCUGUCGCAGGAGAAGGAGAAUAAUUUGUCGAACUCUCAGUCCUCUCUGUCUAGCCGGUCUGUGCUCUCGGCCGCAGAGGACGAUGGUGACUACGUAUGACGAGAUCAGGUUUUGUGAUACGCACACGGACAAAGGUAUCCACAAAAUGAUGACCUUAAACAGGAAGUGUGACACAAUUGCAGUGAAGUAAACUCAUAACAUGGUUAUAGAGAUGACAAAGUUUAGCGUCGGACGUUGAAAGAUCCUCUUUCGAAAAAGUAAAUGCCUGCAGUUGGUUAUGGCUAUAAAAUAUAAGUGUUGAUCAUUUCUGCAGCGACCGGUUUCACUCCAUGGCAUUAUGUUUGUCAAAAUUCAGUACGGUAACUGACGUCUUAAUAUGGUUAAAAUACUGAAAUCGUCCACUUGAAAUGCUGUCCAGUGAGGAGUGAGUCAUUUUGCAUUUGAAGACUGAUGGUGUUCUUCUAGGAAUCAGUUUUUAAUCCCCAAAACACACACACACGAACGCACGCACGCACGCACGCGCGCGCACACACACACACACACACACACUUUAAAAAGUCGUAAUUGAGCAUUGAAAAUACAUUGUAUUUUUAUUGAAGUCCAACAGUGUUGCUCCUGCAAGGCUGUUCUUGACUUGUCUGACAAUGAUGCCUCCUCACCAAAAAAGCGCAUUUUUCUGCACAAUCAGUUGUGUAGUGUUUUACUUUUAAUUAGAUUGCUAAUUAGCCGCUUUAAGCUGCAUCUUUCUCUUCUCCAAUGCAAGGGAAAACGCUUUAUUUCCCCUCUUCGCCAUAACUCCUGUUUGUUUUGUUGUUGUUGUUGUUGUUGUAUUUGGGCUUUUCAUUCUUGGUGUGAAAAAAGAGUGGUUUUUGAUCACCGCACUAUUUUUUUGUCACGGAAUCGGUACUUGUCUGAAAGGUGAACUGUCCUUUCCUAGCAACUACUUCCAAAGAUGUGAUACAUGUAAAUUGUUUCUAAUAAUUGUCAUACCACAGCUGCAGAAAUAACAGCUGCUUAAUAUAUAUACUGCUAAAGAUGUUUAAUAAGAUGUUUACCUUUAGCAUCUGUCAAGACAGAGAGACACGUUUAAAGGUCGCUCUUAAAUCCUUUCAUAAGAUGUAACUGCUAUCAAUGAUUCAUUCUCUGCUGCUGAGAGAAAAUGUUUGCAGGAGGUAUAAACAUAAUAUCUCGUGUGAAGCAGAUUUUGAUCUGUUCGUGUCCUGCCUUGAAUGCUAUUUAAUGAUAAAAUGAUUUAAACAAUUGAACUGUUCGUUUUUACCACAUAGAAAAAUGAGUGUACAGGUUUCGCUUAAAUGUAACCACCUAGUUACCCUGUGUUAAACAAAAGGCAUAAUUCUGUGGUGUCAAUAGUUUGGCAUCAACUCGAGGGUGUUGGGCGCAUGUCUGUCUUCGUGGAGAUGCCAGGAAGAUCCAACGGUGUCAGACAUGGUAAAAACACAGAUAUUGUGUACUAGGCCUAGCACAUACGCCAGUCUCAUGUACACAACACAUGAUUGGUGUUUCAUUGGUUAAAUGACGUAAGGGUGGCGGGGUUGAUAAUAUCUAUCACAUAUCAAUAUCAAGGGGGCAAAUAGGUACAAUGUAUCAAAACCCGUUGGGGGAAAAGGCAAACACGAGUCUCCACAAUGAGAAAGGGGCGCAUAGAUCAGAAUGGGAAUAUAUUGACUCUGCAUCACUUUCUCAAACGACAAAGUCUUGCGUUCGUUUUUUCUUGCUCUCACCUGCUGUUAUCAGUUACCCAAGCCAUCUUACCUCACAUUACUGUAUACAAGUAUAAACUAAGUAUACCCCGGUACGCAGAGUCUCGUAAAUGAAUCUUUCCAGGUGUCGAAACGGUAUUUAGGGCCUCUCUCUUCCUCAACCCUUUUUCAUUCCCACAUGCAUCUUGGUUCCAGUUUUAGGCCCAAGAUUCUGACGAUGGCACGCCGUUUUAAAUAAUCAAGAUUUCAAGCAUUAUAGCGUGUAAAACUCCCUCUAAAUCCUUACGCACUCCAUUGGGCACCGAUAUGGCUGUUUUGGAGAGAAGUGCAACGUGGUUUAUGAGGUGGACGUGGGCUGUAAAACACUGAAUUGAUAUCUUUUAGUCGAGUAUUGGGUGGUGGGGGCUCACAGAAAGCGAAAUACCAGAUACAAGGAAUUGGGAGACCAAAUUUUUAAACUUUUUUCUCGUGUUGUUGGUUUGUUUGUUUUUUUGUUGGGUUUUUGUUUGUUGGUUGUUGGGUUUUUUUUGUGUUGUUUUUUUGUGUAGGCCUAAUCUGACUUUAUAUUGACCUGCUACACGUGAUUUGAGGUUACCGGAUAGUGAAUUUAAUUACUCUACAACGAAACUCAAACACAUUUUGUGCCGUACAAUAUUGAUCUGAUAGUGUCAGUUAUUGAACCUGCACAGGGAUUCUGAGGAUGCUUGUCCGUUUGAAGGUCUACUGCGGUGUUUUUUCUUCUAAUCGACGGUAUACCAACGGACCAGUCUGGCACUGUUCCGCUUGGCGUACCGGUCUACUACCUAACCGAAAGCCUAACCCAACGACGGAUUAGUGUUUGGUUUAGGGUUAGAGUUAUGGAUUAUAGUAGACUGACAAGUGGAACGGUUGUCAGACUGCUCCUGUGGUAGACCGUCAGGGAGAAUACAGGUAGAAACAUCUGGGUCGACCGUCAAAUGGACUGGCACCUUAUAAUAUGUCUAUCUCAACCUGUCUUACUUUUAUUAUUGUCUAAGCAUUAAUGCACGCUACGAGUGAAGAGUGAUGUACCCCUGCUACCCAUUUUUCUGCCAAGACUAUGUCAAUUUCCUUUUCUUCAUGGGUGCUCAUGUACUUUGGGAAAGAUGCAGCACGCCCUAUACGCUCUUAUACAUGUACAAUCUGAGUGUCUGGAGCUCGCCCCGAAAUGAGUUUGUACCACCAGGCCCACCACGGACUCUGUAUUGUAACAAUUAUAGUUCUCUGGGAUAUAUUAUGGCCCAGUCAGGUUGUGGUAUUUUUAUUUAAUAUUUUUUAUGGUCCAGUAUUUAUUGUACACAUAUAAUAUGAAAGUGGAGAGACUACAUACAAUUCCAUAAAAGAAUGUGUUGUUUCAUGAUUACCUUGUCAUUCGUAUAACCAUCGUUUGUAGGCACAGAAGGCAUUAUCACUGUGUGUAUGUACAUCAGAUACUCUGUUUAUUCAUGAGCAAUAUCAACAAAGUGACCCAAAAGUCAAGAUUAUACUAUUUUUUUUAUCGUAUACACAUGUAUGUUCAUUUCUUUUCAGGGACAGUUAGAACCCCUUUUAAUUGUUCAAGGCAAGAGGAAUAUAUGAAAACGUUUAAGUCCUGGGUUGUUUAAUCAAAAAUGUUCUAUGUUCAUUAAUCAAGUAGGCGUUUGAUGAAGUCCCAGACCAGUCAUGAUUUUACCUCCUGGUUGUCCUGGAGCGGUUAUUUUCUCUUUACAAUGUGUUUGUAGUAUUGUGUUUCAACAGUAUAGGCCUAUUUAUUCAAGUAAAUUUCUUGACGUCUUUUUGCAUUUCCUACUCUGUGUAUUUCAUAUCACUUUAUAUGUGCAAGCGGCAAAUGAAUGAUGAAGACUCUAGAAACAGAGGGGCAGAUCAGAUCGCAUUUUGAGCAUGUUGAAUGCCAAUGUCCAAGGUAAAAAGUUUUUGGUGAAUAGUCUGAUUUUUACAGCAUAACAUUUUCACCCUGUCUGGCAAAAUAGACUAAAGUUUUACUAAACACAUUUCACUGAGGGGGAAACUGCGCAGUAGAGUAAGAUAGAGCAAACAACUAUGGCAUUUGGAUAAGCCAAUAAAAAAAACCCACUUUGGUGAAUACAUUUGAUUGAGUCCAUUUCUGUACUUGAAAGGUUUGGGUAGUUCAAAAGCCUCCACGUCAAUCUACAGCAGAGGGCUCUUCAAUGCAUCGUUUUGAACCAAUUAAGAAAAAUAUCUAAUAUAAUCAGUAUUAUUUUACAGCUUUAGUUAGCAAUCCCUAUAACUGAAGUCACAGUGUCACCCAAAGGAAUAAGACGCCCUGUCCCAAAACUGCCUCAGUCCAAUUUAAUUCUCCACAUUUCCUUCCUUCAUUCACUCUCUAAUGAACGUGUACUGGUGAAAGACUUCUACAACUGUCUCAACUUCAGUCUGGUAUCGAGGCUCAUCAUAACAGCAAUGUAUGUUAUUUCAACAGCUGAUUCACAUUGCUGUCUGCCUGGCCAAAGCAAAUAAUUGCAGUUUUGAAAUACCUGUAGUACAACGUAUCAUAAGUCCUUAAUGUGCCGUAUGGAGGGGUUUUUUUUUCGAAAGCCAAAAACUACGAUGGGCAUACCAAAAGUUUUUUUUUUUACCUUACCAUGAACUUGGCAUGAAGGAAUAAAGGUAGAAAGCUGAACUUUGGUACUAACUUUAAUCUUUCUCUAUAUAGUCGCCUCCAACAGUUAUACAAAUUUUACCAUCAGUAUGUAUGUAACCUUGAAAAGACCUUGAGAAUAGAAGACCAUCCCUUUGUCGGAAAAUCAGCCCUCUGUCGCUUCUUCGACCCCAUCAUCACUUUCAAAUUGCCUUCCUGUUAAAUCCUUUUUCAGUUUUGUGAAUACAAAAAUGUCGGACGGGGCUAAUCAUCUUGUGAAUUCCACAGCCACUUUCUCAUGCAGUUUCUGCAGCUUUUCUUGAAAAGUGUGCUGCCCCGUUGUCGUGAAGCAGCAAAAUGCCCUUUCGGAUCUUUCCUCUGCGUUUUUCUAUUAUAGCCUCUCGUAAUUUCUUAAGCUGGUUUUGGUCCCAAAAAACUGAUAGCAUCACUUUUUCACUUGAUGGCUGCACCUUUGCCUUCUUUGGUGUUGGGGACGAGGGCCGUUUCCACUGCAUUGAUGCAGAUUUUGGCUCCGGAUCGUUAUGGUAGACCCAUGUCAGCUCAGGAUCGUGUUGGUCGACCCGUGUCUCAUCCAUUGUUACAAGUCUUUCAGAAAAUUUUGUUUAAUCCUUUUCAUACAGACCAAGCAAUUUUUGACAACAAUCCGCACGUUGCACUUUUUGAGGAGUCAACAAACGAGGGACCCAUCUCGCAGAAACCUUGGUCAUAUUCAAAUGUUCAUUUAAGAUUCGUUCAACUGAUCCAAUGCUAAGCCUAGUUUCUUUGCUCAAACGUUCGUCUGUCACCCGCCUUUCAAACAAACAAGUUUCUUGAUUUUCAACACAUUCUCUUCUCUUGUUGCUGUCACUGGGCGACCAUCACGGUGGUCAACUUCAAUGUCUGUGAAUGCGCAUCUGAAUUUUUUACACCAAAAUUUUAUAACUGCAUAGAAUGGGCAAUCGGUUCUAUACGGCAUGCAUCUCCGUAAAAAUAUCCUGUAGUUGCUUGCCUUGCAAGAACAAAAACUUCAUUACUGCCCUGUGCUCAAUUGUCUCCAUAACCAUUGUUAUGUUGAAACUGGAGAACAACAAACCCCCAUUCUCUUUAAAGUGCGCUGGUGUUAAAACCAAUUAUCCCCAAAAUUCUCAUGUAUUCUUGGAAGAUGAUUGUUGGCUUUCACCCCAAAUUUCAGCUUUCUACUUUAUUCAUUCAUGGUCAGGUAACACAAAAAACCUUUUGGUAUGCCCUUCGUAUAUCUUAUAUUUCUAUAUUUUCUUUGCAAUUCUUGUUUGUGAUUUUGUCAAAUUUAAACUGACACAUAUUGAUAAUAUUGUGAGGUAUUUUAUUUGACACGAUACAUGUAUCUCUAGUUCUGCUGCUCACCUCCAUUAAAACUAUGAUGAGACUUAGAAUAGUAUUUUGGGGGUCUAUAAAAAAUUUAACUUUUCCAAAGUCAGUGCCUCUAUGGUUUGUGGGGAUCUUUACGAGUCCAUUUUUACUUAUUGAUCUGUCCAUGAUUCAUUGUCUUGGUAAUAUGUCUUUUCCUCUCUCCAUUCACUCCUUUCAUCUCUGACACAGUAUAACACGGAGGGGUCGAACACAGACGACUCGACAUCGCGCAUCCGUCGAGCUGUGCCUGCGGUCCCGUGGGUUUUUUUGUUUCUUUAUCCCGUAAACUAAAUAUCCCUUACUUGAACUACCGAGGCCAGUCCCGACGAAUUCGAGUUAUCCGUGUUACACUGCUUAUUGAUCUUUUCAUAUCUCUUGUGGUUUGUUCAUGCUCGAGAGUUUUCUAAAUCUAGAAACGUCUCACAGUGUUAAUGUUUAUAUAUUAAUAUUUAUUGUUUCUAUGAUGUGAUGACAGUUACAAGUAUUCUAGAUAGGUGAUUUAUCAUUUCUCAUUGAGUUGGUUGCUGCCUCCUGUGCUGCUGCUGUGAAGUUGUCAUGUUAAUAGCUUCAGUUCUUAUACAUUUGUACCCAUUUAUUCGUACAUGAUAUGUUCCUCUCUGGCUGUUAUUUUAUUUCUGCAACCCUAUGUGAUAAUUUUAGCUUCUUUCAUGACCCAAAAGGUCAAUGUUUUCUCUAUUUUCUUGAAAAUUCUUUUUAAGUCUCAGUUACUAACUCUAAUUUUCUGAUUGCUGUUAUCAUGAAAGAGUCGAGCAAUAGGUAGGUACACAGUAGGCCUAAAGAAUUUGAGAACAAAAGAAAAAUCUGCUUUUGAAUAAACAGUGACACAAAAAGGAUGCCUUAUAAUGCACCCAAAAAAAAAAGCCUAAAUUAGGGGGCGGUUGUUUGGUUGGGUUUCUUUUUUUUUUGGGGGGGGGGGGGGGGGGGUAGGAGAGCAACCUUUUUUUUACACCCGACACAAAAGAGUAAACAACAGAGGAUUAUAAGAUCCAAAGAAAAUUAUAAACUAAUCAAAAUCAAAAUUCGAUAACCAACUACAAUGAUAAUGAUGCCUCAGUGUUGAAACAAAAACAACUACCGUACUGUACAAAACUAAUUGAUACCACACAAACCCGCAUGAACAUAGCUUUUUUAAAACUUGCUUGAAUUUUAGGGUGAUAAUGUUUUAAAACCGGGACUUUUAAUCUUUAUCAAUUGUGAUAAAUUCUUAUCUUGUUUCUCACAGCAUGAAGGUAGAUAAUUCUUGGAAUUUGAGUUCACACAAUUAUAUUAUUUGUCACAAGUUCUGAUCAAGUGGUAUUCAUUUGCCUUCACGUAUCUUGACAAUCAUCAACAGGGACUGAUGGAGGAGUAAAUAGAUCUAAUCUUCUUGAAAUGCAUACAUUUGUAUUUGUGUGUAUUGAUGUAAUUAAGACUAUUUUAGCAGAAUAGAUUUUUUGUAUUGUAUUUGAGGAGUGGAGACUAAGUUAACAAGACUGUCCAGAUACGGUCAAACCUCGUUGUACCGUCAGCCCUGCUUACCACAAGGUUUUGCCAGUGUAUGACAAGGAAUGCCUAUUAAAACAUAAUAUUUUCCUCUCAAAACCGUUAUCCGCCAUCUGUCUCAAUUGUUCAGUCCUAAUCAAACUAAUGUAAAUUUGCCCCGACAUACCUCCAGCGAACUGGCCACAAGAGAUCAUACACUGCACACGGUACACGGCGCCCAUAGGUGGCUGCUUGCUUCAUUCUUUUUCCCCACCUACAUCUCUGCGAGCUUAUCAUUUUCUAGCGCUGGUUGAUUUACUCCUGAUCAUGGAAAUACUAUUAUUUUUAUACUUUGGCAAAUACUUUUUUUUAAAAUUGGAAUUAAAUUCUAAAGUUGUCAGGAAAAACUUCAAAGAAACUGCGCCACCUCGGCCUGUCUACUUGGUAUCUCUAGACAUCAGCACAAAGGCUGGCGGGCGCCCAUGCACCUUUUACAUGGUGAGGACUCCUGCUCAAGUAAAAGAUUACAGAUGGCCCGUAGAUUGACGUAGGGUGAAAAAAGAAAAAAAAAACGUCUACAGAGUCAUUGGCACAUUAUAGCUUAGCUUUUGAUCCUGUAGACAUUUUCAAUUUGAAUGGAGUUGUAGAUGUAAUUCUUUGCUACUCGUUUUUCAUUUUCACCUGCGUAUGGUAAUCGCGCAAGACAGAAAAAUGAAUCAAGACUAGCUACAGUCUUUGUAGUCUCCACCACUCUACCACUAGUCGAGAUGGCAUUCAAUGCUAUCCCGUUUUACCGCCAGCCCCGCUGUACCGCCAACUUCAUGCUUGUCCAAAGAUAGGCAGUCUUAACGGGGUUUGACUGUACUUUUCUAUAUUUUCUUUGCUUAUGGCGUAAUUUCAGUGUUCACAAUUUUUAAAUUUUGUCCUUAAAGAAUAAAAACAAAGCAUUUAGAAAGCAAUGUGAUAUUUACGAGUCUAGUAACUCAAUGGACAUUAUUAUAAUCCAGUAGAGUGGGGUGCUCCCCAAAAAUUAUAAAGUUCACAGUCAUUUCUUUUCAUCAUUUCCUGCCAGAUAUAAGAUGGAAGAAAGAUGAUGUCAACAGCAAUUUGUAAAUUCAUUAGUGCAGCUUUAUUUAUUCUGGUGAAACUGCAGCCUCCUUCCGAUCUCAGAACCUCAUCAACCAUAAAGCACAUUUCUCUCUUGUUUCCAGGACCUGACAAAAAGUACACUUACUUGACUUACUUCUCUGAUGCAUGUAAAAUUUAAAUAGACACAAUAGAUGACAGUUCCAAAAAGCAUUGCUUUUUCUUAGCUGUAUGCCCUUCGUGGAUUAGGGUAGAAAAGUACAUUGUCAUAGUAGGCCCACAGUAAAAACUGAUGCCCUUUCUGAAAAAUACAAAAAGCUCUACUUUUCUGUGUUUUGUUAGCUCAAGUUUCAAGUUGUUUAACAAGGAUUUGGGAAUGACAGGAAACAAGGUGCGUCCCAAAUUACAAACAGCUCUGCAUACCUUUCCUUCACUGAGUGAGUGUUUACCAACCUUUUUUUUCACUCUUUAAUUUUGAGAUAAGCACUUGUAAAACUGUACGGCAAAUAAUGAAAAAGAAAAAGAAAAGGCAAGAUGCUGAAAGAGACAACUGUAAACAAAAAUAAAUAAUUAAUUUGGGGAGCUUCAACAGCGAAGUAUGUGGGCAAUAUGAGAAGCAUCAUGGUGUUUGUCAAAAUAAUAAAA
Aplysia californica (California sea hare) is the source of this 13076-nucleotide messenger RNA. RefSeq names its product mucin-5AC. Lineage: Eukaryota; Metazoa; Mollusca; Gastropoda; Aplysiida; Aplysiidae. Gene Ontology annotation, biological process: microtubule bundle formation; protein localization to microtubule plus-end; regulation of microtubule polymerization or depolymerization. The record is from RefSeq and is a predicted model, not a curated record. Gene Ontology annotation, molecular function: microtubule binding; cytoskeletal adaptor activity; actin filament binding. Gene Ontology annotation, cellular component: stress fiber; cytoplasm; microtubule plus-end.